Cuscuta epithymum is the source of this 2238-nucleotide messenger RNA. The record is from the annotation of a GenBank genome assembly. NCBI's taxonomy places the organism in Eukaryota, Viridiplantae, Streptophyta, Magnoliopsida, Solanales, Convolvulaceae.
GUACCCGACUCCCCGGUAAAAGAAAAACAGCUCCGAGGCACACUGCCUUGACGGCUUAUAUACCCACAUUUUUUCUGCGCUCACAAGUGUGCAUGGAGGGAGGAAGAGGGAGUAAGAGGACGGGGGGCAUCACUCUUAACUGGGAGGUCUUAUUACCCGAACGCGAAGACGAACCCCCACCGGAGCUGGUUGUAACCUCUACGGCAGCGCUAAAACCGCAAUUGACGGUGAUGGACGAGGAUGAAUGUCGGGACGACUUCAGGAAAUUGUCGGAUGAAGAGCUCAAGGUUAAGAUUGCGAGAAUGAAUUGUCUUCUAUCUAACGGUGCCGCCAAAAAUCUGGGUGAUGGUGGUGAAAAGCUUAGAUUACGUAUCAACCGGCUCGAGGAUGAACAGGAGCGGAGGAAACGUGAGCUCCAGCAUAAGGUAGGACAUCGAUGAAGGAAAAGAGCAUACUCACAACUCUGCAGGUGUAUCUACUGGCUUCAAGCAAUCAGCUCCAUCAUCUUCCACACCACCUUCACAAUCUUCAUUUGCUUCCCGUUUUACAAAGAACAUAAAAACAACAGGAAACCAUAUUGCCUUUGAACAAGAAAUGUAUACUAUGAAUCCCUGUGGCAAUAGAGAGACACGCAAAAGGCAGAUUUCACCAAGGAGAAGACAAGAGAGAGGGCUCUCUUCUCGUAAAGCACAUAGUCUGCAGCUAUCAAAUGCUGGUUCAAAAAGAAGUAUUUCUUCUGCUACUUCACUCUCUGAGGGACUCUUCUAUGGCAGUGUUACAAAGAAAAAUUCUUCUGAUGUCCAAUGCUCAGAUGGUCCAAGCUGUAAAAAUAUAAAGGAAUGUUGUGGUAGAUUGACGGCAUCAUAAAACCCAGUCACAACUAUGGACAUGAACCAUCAUGAAAAUUUUGCAGGGGUGAGACAGUUGUUCUUCUGGAUGAAGAGGAGCAUGAGGCUGAACAGAUGGACCAAUUAGACUUUAUGGAUGAAUGCACAAAAGAUAUGAAGCUAUACUAUCCUUCUAGAGAUGACCCAGAUCCAAUUCAGCUUUGCUAUUCAGACAUGGAUUGCCUUGCUCCUGAAGUUUAUUUGUCAUCAACUAUGAUGAACUUUUACAUCAGAUAUCUGCAGCAGACAAGGUCUCUACUAGAUAAUGGAGGAUGCAACUAUCAUUUUUUCAAUACAUAUUUUUAUAGCAAGCUUAAAGAGGCUGUGCUGAAAAAGAAUGACAGGGAGUCUUCCUUUGUAAAGUUAAGAAGAUGGUGGAAAGGCAUAAAUCUAUUUGAGAAAGCAUACAUAUUUUUACCAAUUCAUGAAAGUCUUCACUGGAGCUUGGUAAUUAUCUGCAUACCAGAUAAGGAGGAUGAAUGUGGACCCAUCAUACUUCAUUUAGAUUCAUUAACGUUGCAUUAUAGCAAGCCAAUUUUCAGUAACACUAAGAGAUUUUUAGUAGAAGAGUGGAAAAUCUUGAAAGAUGAAGGACAAUGUUUACCCAUUGCAGAUAACGUAUGGAAUAUGCUCCCUUCUAGGAUUGAGAACGAAGAAAUUGAGGUUCCUCAACAAAAGAAUGACUAUGACUGCGGUCCUUUUGUGCUUUUCUUUAUUGAACGAUUCAUCCGUGAAGUUCCUGAAAGACUGAAAAGGAAGGAUCUAGCGAUGUUUGGAAAGGAUUGGUUUAAGCCUCAAGAAGCUUCUAAGUUGAGGCGAAGACUCAAAAGCUUACUUGCGGAGGAAUUCAGAAAAGCUGCUAAGGAACUGAAGAAACAAGAAUGCGAAGCCAUUGUCUAACAUUCUUUGGAUCCUAAGCCUCUUCCCAUCUACAAACAGGUUUUAACACUGGUAGAUAAUCGGUAGCUGGUCGUGGACAUGUGGUUUGCCUUGGAUGGCAACACCAUGGAUACACUAAUAAACUGGAGACUUUUGGAGUUGCUGUAUAUAGGACUGACAUUUUUGGACCAUAAACGGCAAAGAAUUGGAAUAUAUGCCGUCUGUCCAUUCCCUGAAGGUAAAUAUAACUGAGAUAUGAAGGGGGUCUAAUUGUGAUCACUUAUCAGUAUAUGCUCUCUUUUAGUCGAAUAGCUGACUAGGCCAUUGUUUAACACCCAAGCAUCCUUUUUAUGGACGUUUGUUUACUAUUGGACAUAUGUAUGAUUCGUUUUUCGGACAAUCUAGUUGUAUACUUGUAUAUGCUAAAUCUGCCGAUUGAUGGGAAAUUAUUGCAAUCUUGUGAAAGUUUUUA